AUGUUUUCGGGUAGCGCUCUGGUGCGUUGCUAGGGAUUUUGACGAGUCCUCUCGAGUACGAUCUCGUAUGGUUUCGCGUUAUCCAUAUAAUCUGUGUACAAGACUUAAACACACCCCGUGUGUUGUGCGUGAAUUGUGUUAAAUCGUACGCGAAGUGGGAUGUGAAGGUGCGUUGCACGUGAUGGUGUUUUUAAAAAUUGUUACCAAGUGGUGCCGGUCGCUGGUUUAAACAACUCGUAAACAAUUCUACCCCUUGAAGGCAAACCAGCUGGAGACCGUUUUAGUGAGUGCAUAAAAGAACGAAACUAUCCAAAGACUUACUCUCCUGCGACAAAAAUCCUCCAUGUAACGAGUGUUCCGUCGUGCGUUAAAAUGCUGAUCAUCCCUCCAGUGUCAGCGGUUCAAAAAUCAGCUGAGCUUAAUAACGCCUGAAAACGUUCCGCUGAAGCGAGACAGAGAUAGCGAGAGGGAGAGAGAGAAACACUAUCCUCCUCAACAGUUGUCCACGCUCUCCCGGCAGCAUCACAUCGGAUCUGUGGCCCCACGUUAAGCGAAUCGACGUCUCAAAGGCACGCUCAGUCUGCCAACAACACCGACCGGGUGAACAUCGUUCAGCAACAUUCGUGCGCACAGGCACUGUGCAAUGAACCAUAGAGUGAUCGCGAGUGGACAAGUGCAGUGAAAUACUCAUAUGACGAUGUUUUAAAAAAGAUAUACAACAUUCAGCGAAAGUUCCACAAAUCCCGAUGUAGCGUGGAACGUGAUGAUUUUACACUCAUCCAGCAGACAUCCCAAUCUGUGUUGCUCAUCUGUUGUACAUUUUAUGGGCAGCAAAACAAACACUGCUGAUAGUGGCUACUGAAAGUGUAUCAACUAAUGCAUCCUUCCGACGCGGCUGUUUAGUAUAUCGUCCCGGUGUGCUUACGUUCCGGCUUGAUAGUGAACUGAUUAGAUGUGCUUCCAUCUUGUGUGUAGCAGGAAAACAUAGAAAGAAGGAAAGAUUAUAGUGAGUGUUUGUGUGCCGGUGUGUGUUUGUGGAAAAUAUUUAGUGGAAGUUGAUUUGUUUCCUGGUAGCGAUUACGGUUUACGCCGUACGUCCGUUUUUUCUGCCGGCAAACGGGUCAGGCGAAAGAGUGAAUCUAGUGGGUGUGCUGCAGCUUCAUUUGCAACGUGAACGCGCUGAUUAAUUGACCAUAUUGCUUUUCAUCAACAACAACAAAAGGCCGGAAGUGAACUGAAGGAAGUGACAUCCAAGCAGGGGAAGACAUCCGCCUUUGCUUACUGCAAAUACAACAGAUCGUUCGAGCAACCGGACCUCAACUCACCAUGGUGCUGGUGCUGAACGGUGUGAUACAGGACGAGCGUCCCAUCAACACGCACGCACUGUUCCUGGAGCAUCCGGUGUACCGGGAAACGGCCACACAGCUUCUCUCGAUUCCAACGAAAACGGUCGGUGCACCAGGUUUGCUGUAUGUGUGCCAGCGUGAAAUGGCCGCCGUCGCUCCACACGAUCGAAACGUGAACAUAAUUGGAUCGGACGAUGCAACCACAUGCAUUAUCGUCGUAGUGCGGCAUUCUGGUUCCGGUGCGAUCGCACUGGCACACCUGGACGGCAACGGUACGGACGAGGCCGUGUCGGCGAUGGUCGCCCGCGUCCAGGAGCUUGCGUUCGGCUACCCGGAAGGCCGCAUCGAGCUACAGCUUAUUGGAGGCUUCAGCGAUCCGCAGGGCUAUGCGGAAGAUCUGUUCAGUAAUAUUAUGCAAUCAUUCCACAAACAUCCGCUGGAGAUCGAUCUGACCCAGUCGUGCGUCGGCGAGCUCAACACGAUGGUGCGCGAUGACAUCAACUGGCCGAUCAUCUACGGCGUCGGCGUGAACAUCAAGACGGGCGAAAUCUUUCCCGCCAACUUCCCGGACAAGGGACCGGAUCUGCCACUGCGCAUGGCGCGACACUUUACUGGAAGCCAUCAGGUGCUAGAUAUAUAUGAUGCCGCUGUUGGUAUGCUGCGCAUCGGUCCAUUCAACUACGAUCCACUGCGCGGCGUUGAUCUUUGGUUGGCGCAGAGCGAUGAGUUUAUACUGAAGCAUCUUUCCACCAGUCCGGAGGUGGAACCGCCACACUUUGCCAUGCAGGUCCGUGCCACACUUAGAUACAUUCAGGACAAUCAGUUUCCGGCCGUUACCGUCUUCCGCAACAACAAUCCGCACUACUUCCGGCGGGACGAGACGACCGGCUGCUGGACACCGGUUCGGUACUGAGCCAGACGGUUGGCGAGUCGAUUUCUUCGCUUACGACAGAGGACACAACGUUGUAUACCGCUUCCGUAGAUUGAUUUCCCCCAGAGCCCCCGUCGUAGUAGUGUAGUAGUGUUGUACUGCUUUCCCUUGUUUUCUUCCAAUCCAAACAUAUUUAUCAAAAACAAACCCUGUCGUGCCAACAUAUGAAUGCGGAAAGGCGAAAUGUUAUAAUAUUAUGAUUCCCGCGCAGCUUGUUACAUUUACAUUGCAUUAGUUUUCCUAUCAGAAGUUUCUAAGAACGUUUAAUUUUUAGUGCCUUUGUCUGUGUGUCUGUGUAGCUGGAAAUAUGCUCCUGUUUUUGUACAUCUUCUGAACUAAAACGACGUGCAAGCGUUAAGAGCAAAGAGUGUAAACGAUCUGAAUACGCUCUCUAUCGCUCAGUUUUCUUUCUUUCUUUAAAUCAAUAUCUAUGCUAACGGACGAAGGGCAUACGUACAGUGAGCAAAGGGAGCUAAAAGACUCCACUUGCUAUAAAACAAACGAAAAACAUUUCCCCUUUUGCAAACCCUUUUCGGUAUUGAACAGUUUCUAUUGGCAGUUUAUUGUGAUUGCUGAGCUCUACUAUUUAACGAAUAAUAAAUCAAUUUAAAUAUGUUUAAUUGAGA
This is a messenger RNA of Anopheles arabiensis, 2903 nucleotides long. It is a transcript of the gene Ntan1, whose product is annotated as protein N-terminal asparagine amidohydrolase. Bases 1327 to 2259 code for a protein of 310 amino acids. Gene Ontology annotation, cellular component: nucleus. The record is from RefSeq and is a predicted model, not a curated record. Gene Ontology annotation, molecular function: protein-N-terminal asparagine amidohydrolase activity. Gene Ontology annotation, biological process: ubiquitin-dependent protein catabolic process. The transcript has 8 exons. NCBI's taxonomy places the organism in Eukaryota, Metazoa, Arthropoda, Insecta, Diptera, Culicidae.